AUAUCGUUGAGUAACGAGAAGCUGCCUUCAUUUUCAGAGCUUCAAGCUUCCUGCCUCCCCCGCUGUGUGUUUUAUCAGUGGACCAUCCCGAGGUGGAGGUUUAGAGGGGGUGCUCAGCCGAGGAGAGAGGGAGAACAGCAUUUUGAAACCCAGCUGAUCAGAGCUGUGGUAUUCUGCCACCGAGGCAGAGGCAGAAGGAGCGUGACUGCAAAAAGAAAAGAGAAGAGAAGGCACCUGAAGAAUUGGGGAUUUUAAGACGGAGGUUUUACAGAUAGAAGAGUGGGAAUAUAAAUGAUUCUUCCUCUCAUGGGAAUCUGGGAACUCGCCUGAAGAGAAGCUCUGUGGGAAGAUGUGAGAGCCAUUGGCAGGGUGGAAAUCUUGAGGACAGAAACAAACAGAAAGGCUUUUAGUCGGGCCCUGGAAAACAGUUCAGGGAGUUCUUUGAGUCGACUGAGGGUUGAAGAGCCCCUCUGGAAAGAGGAGUGAUGUCUUGGCUGUCACCCGUGUCAUGGGCCAAAUGGACGUGGACGGCGGUGCGAGGGGGAGAGGGAGAGGAGGAUGAAGAGGGGCAUGAUGCCAGCGAGGAGAGGCAGCAACUUGGAGAGGAAGAGGAGGAGGAGAGAUCUCAAAGCUACAGCUCUGACUCAGAGGGUCAUUUUGAAACUCCUGAAGCAGCAACUCCUGUCCACGCUCCUUCAACCUUCCCCGAAGAGCUGGAGAACAACAACACUGAUGCAGACAAAGCAGAUGUGGAUCAGGAGGAGGAGCUGAUAGUGACUGCUCCUGUGUUGGAUCAGGAUUUCUGGCUCAGACACAACAUGGGUCAGGAUGAGCCUGUGGUGCCCAUGGGUGGCCCACUGGAAGUAGACUAUGAGACACUGCCUGCACGGCAGACAGAGAAUCUCCCAGAGGCCUUGGGCUCUGCCCCUGCUCCAUCAUUAGUGAAUGAAGAGCCUGAAGUGCCUGAAUGCACAGCUGCAUCCUCUGAGCUAUUCCAAAUCCCAGCGCCUGUCCUAGUUACCGAUCCUGUCCCGGAUACGGCUCCAGCUCCAGCUCAGGAUUCAGCUCUAGAUCCAGCUUUGGAACCAGCUCUAGAUCCAGUUCCAGCUUUAGAUUCAGCUCUAGAUCCAGCUUUGGAACCAGCUCUAGAUCCAGCUCCAGCUCUAGAUCUUGCUCUAGAUCCAGUUCCAGCUCUAGAUCCAGCUCAAGAUCCAGCUCUAGAUCCAGCUCUAAAUCUAGCUCCAGCUCUAGAUCUAGUUCCAGCUUUGGAUCCAUCUCUAGAUCCAGCUCCAGCUCUAGAUCCAGCUAUCGCGCGAAAUCCAGCUCCUGCUCCAGUUCAGUCUCCUGAACCUACUCCUCUUCCUGUUUCUGUUCCUGCUCGUACGCCAGAACCAGAACCAUUCCAUUGCAGUGAACCUGCAGCCAGUCCAGCUCCAGAGCCCCCUGAGCAGAAAGUUCUGGCUGACCCAGAACCACAGUGCAAUGGCCUUGACCAGACAGAGCCCCCUCCAAAGACUAAAAACAGGAAGUCUAAGCCUCCAUCACUGAAGGUGAAGGCCUCAAUGGAUGAACCUCCCCAAACAAAUGAGGAACAGGAACUUCCUCUUCCCAAGGCCACUUACAAAUUUGACCCUGACCAGCUGGAUGAUGGCUUUAACCCUUUCACCUGCGGCGGAUCCAAAAUCCAGAACUCUCCCCCACCGUUUGGUUCCAGCUCUUUUCCCAGACUUGAUCCAAUCGGUUGCUCCUCGCAAGUACGUGAAGACAGCUCAGCACCUCCAGUAGAAGCCGAGUCAUCAUUGCCGUCAUCGUCAGAGGCAAAGUCCGUAAUGCUCGAGUUCGGUUUGGAUGAGGGGGCAGUCAGCAAGCCACCUCCAAGGAAAUUAGGAGGUAAAAAGACAAAUAGCAAACUGGCAGCAAGGAAGAAGGCCAAAGCGUCAGAGGUUUCCUCUAAACCAGCACCAGAACCCAUUAUCACAGAACCAGUUUCUCAACCAGCACCAGAACGCAUUAUCACAGAACCAGUUUCUCAACCAGCACCAGAACGCAUUAUCACAGAACCAGUUUCUCAACCAGCACCAAAAUCCAUUAUCACAGAACCAGUUUCUCUACCAGUGUCAGAACCAGUUUCUGAACCUCUUCCAGAAACUGCUUUGCCAUUAUCAGACUCAACUGCACCUCUUAAUGUUGACGAUAUUCCUAUUCCUAAAUCAGGAGCGUAUAACUUCGAUCCCAAUCAGUGGGACGACCCAAACUUCAAUCCAUUUGGUAGCAGCAGUACAGUGUGCGGCUCUCCAGUUCUCCCUAAGAGCUCCUACAGUUUUGAUCCAGACAAUUUUGACGACUCUGUGGACCCUUUUAAGUCCUCCAAGACUAUUACCAACGAGGACUCAUCCAGCAGUGCCCCUCAGCCGGAGAAAAAAGUGAAAGAAGUGGGCAAACCUAAAGCAGUGCAAGCAGCGGGAGAGAAGAAAGCGAGGCAGAUGCCUAAGAAAAGCAAAGAGAGGACAAUCGCCCCGGGGGCAUCUGAGCAAGUCAAGUUUCUCUGUUCUCUGUUGAACUCCUGUAAAGUUCAGAAAUAUGAUGAGAGCCAGUCCUUGGUGCUUGAUGUGUGCGAUCAGGUAACGAGGGAGGAUGAGGUGGUGGCCUCGACCCCAGAGAUCACUCAGCGAGUUCAUCACGCCACUGAUGAGGAGAAGCUCGCCUGCACUGGCAUUUUGGGCCAGACAGCAGACAUCCAGGAGGAGCGAGGAGAAACCCAAUGCAACAAAGCACCUGCGAAAAAACAGACAGUCGAUAAAUCAAUCGAGGAUAAAUCUCUUAAGGAUGCUCCUGAGACAAAGAUUGCCAGUCACCCUGAGGAGAAAGAAAUCUGCUGUCUGAAAGAGGAUAUAAGUGAGAUAUCCAUGAAACUCUCCACAAAGAUGACCAGCAGUGAGGGCUCAGAUGCUGCAGCCCUGUGCCAGGACCACAUGGCUCUAAGUGAGAUGGACAAGGCCGCAGUGCUAACCCUGAUCAGAGAAGAGAUCAUCUCUAAGGAGAUUGAGGUCAGUGAGUGGAAGAAGAAGUACGAGGACAGCAGAUUGGAGGUUUUGGAGAUGAGGAACAUAGUUGCAGAGUAUGAGAAAACAGUCGCACAGAUGAUUGAGGAUGAGCAGAACCAGAAGACUCUGUCCUGCAGUAAGUCUGUUAGACAGUUGACCUUGGAGAGGGACCAGGCGAUAGCCGACCUCAACUCUGUGGAGCGCUCCUUCGCUGACCUCUUCAGGAGGUACGAGAACAUGAAGGGAGUCCUGGAGGGCUUUAAGAAGAAUGAGGAGGUCCUGAAGAAGUGUGCGCAGGACUACCUGAUGCGGAUCAAGCAGGAGGAGCAGCGAUACCAAACCCUCAAGGUGCACGCUGAGGAGAAACUGGACAAGGCUAACGAGGACAUAGCACAGGUACGUGCCAAGGCCAACGCAGAGGGUGUCGCACUAAGCGCCAGCCUGAGGAUGGAGCAGAUGAAGGCGGAGUCACUAGAAAGAGCCGUCCUUCAAAAGAAUCAAGAGAUUGAGGAGCUCACCAAGAUCUGCGACGAACUGAUCGCCAAACUGGGAACAGAAUAAGUGGCCUUAACUCAAACGCAACAUUAAUGUAAAUACUGUACAUGAUCACACAUAAGCACACUUUUCUUUUUUCCUGCUCAUUUGUAUUUGAAAAAUACAUUUGAAAUCCAGAACGGUUGCUCUUUUCAAACAAGAAUAUGAAACCAGAGAAAUAAUCUAGUGUUCAUCAUGUCAUUGCAGCAUAAGAAGCACAAAGUCAAUAUGAGGUGAAUCUACUUAUUCUAAAGGAGAUGUUCUGAUAUUUGGUGAAAGAUUUACAGUGAAGACUUAUUUUAUUCUUCAAGUAUUCAGCAGUUUUUUAACUGUUCUACCCAUGCUUUGGAAUGUAUUUGCAUUUGUUCUUUACAAAGAAUUUCCUUGACCGUUUGAAACAGCUAGCUACAUACAAAUCUGUAGGAACUAAGUGAAAUACGUGUGGGUACACAGCACACAUUACCUUUAGCACAGUGUGUCUACAGUGUAUUUAACUAUGUUCAUGAUACAGUUUUCAGAAAAGACACAUCUCUCUAUUGAGAGCGUAAACUGAUCUUAGUAUACUGACCCUGUAGAUAAUAUUUGCUGCCAUUUAUUUUGGUUAUCUACUUUAAUCAUCAAAUAAACUGUAGUAUUAUUGCUCAGACACUUCAUGCCAAGGAGUUUUCAGUGUUUUACACAGUAAGACAUACAAUGUGUGAUUAAAAACCUCAGUUUUGCAGAGUUUGAAGUAAAGCCGAUUUUUGCCAUCAUGUUCAUUAUGCCUACCAUAAAUCUCUGGGAUUGAAUAUAUUAAGAGCACUUAAGAGAAUCUAUAAUUGUGAUAAUAUCGAAUUCAUUUGAUGAUAGUUUGGCAAUGGUGGGUGGAAAUGAAAGCUUAGUUUAAACCACUUUUAUAAUACUCUUAUACUUAACCAUGUGCCAUGUUCAUUUUCUUGCUCUGCAUUUGAAUGAUAGUUACACAUUGUGUUGUUGCCAUGUAGAUAUCUUUGGACUGUAUUCAUAUUUUAUGUGAGCGCAAAUGUUGCUUGUGUGCCUUUACUUUAACUUUUUGGUGAAAAACAACAGUUCAUUCAUGUGGUGGUUUCCAAACUGUUGUCAAAGUGUACUGUAUACAGUAUGUAUAUUUUAUGAUCAAAACACCCUGAACAACAGUACUGGUUUUGCAGUAAAAGGGGAGGUGUGUGUAUUUUUGGUCAGGUGUGUUUCAUAUAUAAUGGAUAGCCUUGUUUCACGUCAGCACAAUCAAUCGCCAAUGUCUUGUGAAAUGACCUUCAGUGUGACUCUGUGUCCUAUUGUAGUGGCUUCACUUUAGUCUGAGGGUGUGUUUUGAUGCAAGUCCAUUGUUACAGUACAAUAUAUGUAUAUUUUAUACUUUAAGAACAGAAUAUUGUUCCUAAUAUUUGUAAAAUUGAAGAAUUAAGUAUACCCAGAUUGUAUGUUAUUUGCUAUAUUUUGUGCAUUCCUGAAUAAAUGUUUAAGAUUUCAUAUA
Eleginops maclovinus (Patagonian blennie) is the source of this 5070-nucleotide messenger RNA. Its product is annotated as transforming acidic coiled-coil-containing protein 1-like. Gene Ontology annotation, biological process: cerebral cortex development; cell population proliferation; mitotic spindle organization. The coding region runs from base 486 to 3605 and encodes 1039 amino acids. Gene Ontology annotation, cellular component: cytoplasm. Lineage: Eukaryota; Metazoa; Chordata; Actinopteri; Perciformes; Eleginopidae. The record is from RefSeq and is a predicted model, not a curated record. The transcript is spliced from 14 exons.